ACUAAGGACCCCCUUUCCCUACCUCGACACACUCUUUCUGAGCUUAGAACCCCCACUCCUACUUUGAUAGCCCAUUUCCCACCUGUGUGGGGAUUUUUUUGGAGGGGGGAGGUAGGCGGGGAAUAGAAACUCUCCAGAGGGGAUCUAAACCUACAAGAAAAGAUUAGUGGAAGAUACGAAGGGAUUGAACGCUCUCUCCUUCCAGAACUUGGGAGACUGCUUUGCUCGCUAGAAUCCCACCCUCCAGGCAAGGAGGAAGGGGGAAAGAGAGCGGGAGGAGGUUGUGUUUCUUUCUUCCUGGCCCCCCUCCCCCGAGGCUAGGCCGAUGUUAGUCAAGGCGAUUCGCUCUCCAGGAUUUGCCGGCGUCGCCGUACUCGGAGCGUUACGGUAAGGAGCUGUCCUUCAGCACCCGGCGGGCGGCGAUCCCCGGCGCCGGCGCUGCUGGGCGCUGUCCGCCGUGCUGAAAGCGGCGCUCGCUUGCUCACUCGCUCGCUCGCCGGCUGUACAUCGCGCGGAGCCGGCAGCUUCGGGGGCUGGUCGCGGAGCUCGGAUGUCUAGAGGAGGAGGAGGAGGAGGAAGAAGAAGAGGAGAAGUCCCAGCCUCGACCGAGCAGAUCGCCGAAGGGGGACAGCAGCCCGGCCGGCCGGCCAGCCCUGGAGGGGAGAACCCCAAAGCGCUUGCUUGGGGGCGCGGUGGAAGCCUCUCCGCCUCUCCGCUCGUGAAGCCCCCCUGGACGGGCGAUGAAGGGGUCUCCGGCUCCAGCGACCUGUCUCCUCUUAGCAGCCCUCCUCGGGGUCCGGGCGCAAGGACUCUCCGCCGCGGAGCCCGACAGGCCGGGGGUCUCUGAGGCUGAUGGGGAGCCCACGGUGCCCCCCACCCCCGAUGAGCCAGAGCGCGAGGCCCACUUUGUCACUACGGCGCCCACCCUGAAGCUCCUCAACCACCACCCACUCCUGGACGACUUUCUCCACGAGCCCCUUCUCAAGAAAGAUUACCUGCGCCAGAUUCCCUUCCUGGCUGCCGGCCUCGUGGGUCCGGGGCCUGUCCUUCCGGAUGCUGACCUCGGUCCGGUCCCCACAAGCAACCUGGCUGACCAAGAUGGCCGCCCCGCUCUCUCCCACGCCGCCACCGGGCCGCCCACCACGCCGCCCAUGACCACCGUGUCCCCCACGACCCUGGCAGGCGGGAAGGCCGAAGGGAAGGACGUGGAGAGGACCCCCGAGAUGGCCAAGCCAGCCUUCACCACAGACCUCCUGACCACAGCCAUGGGGCGGCUGGUGCCGUGGGCCAAAUCUGGCCCGCUCUCCGGCCGCACGCAGCCGCCGGUCACCCCUGUGCUGGGUUUCCAGACCGGUCUCGGUGCCUCGGGCCCAGCCACCACCGACGCAUUUUCUGGUGGCACCCCGGGCAUGGCCGCUGCCCCCACCGCACAACCGGAAGUGACUACGCCCAGGCGGGUAUCCGGUGAGGAGGAGGAGACAGCCACAACCACCAUCAAGACCACAACCGUCAUCACGUCCAUUCUGGGUGCAGGUCCCUGCAGCUGGAACCUCACUGGCCCCAAAGGCUCGCUGGCCUCUCCCCUCCCCUCUGGCAUCCCAUACGAAGGGGGGACCCUCGACUGCACCUACACCAUCUCUGUGUACCCUGGUUACGGCGUUGAGAUCCGGGUCCAGAACAUCAGCCUUGCGGAGGGAGAGACGGUCACCGUGGAGACGCUGGGGGGCGUAGAGCCCGUCGCCCUGGCCAACGAGUCCUUCCUGAUGCGCGGGCAGGUGAUCCGCGGCCCGACCAAUCAGGUUGUGGUGCGCUUCCAGAGCCCAUCUUCCGCCAAUCCAGGGACCUUUCAUUUCCGGUUCGAAGCCUACCUGCUCAGCUGUGCGUUCCCCACGCGCCCGCCCUACGGGGAGGUCUCCGUCACCAGCGUGCAUCCGGGGGGCCACGCCUGCUUCUCCUGCGCCACCGGCUACCAGCUGCAGGGCCAGCACUGCCUCACCUGCCUCAACGCCACCCACCCCUUCUGGAGCGCCCGGGAGCCCACCUGCGUCGCGUCUUGUGGCGGGGUGAUCCGGAACGCCACGACCGGGCGCAUCGUCUCGCCAGGCUACCCUGCCAACUACAGCAACAACCUGACCUGCCAUUGGCUGCUGGAGGCUCCGCAGGGACAGCGGCUGCACCUCCAUUUUGAGAAGGUCUCCUUGGCCGAGGACGACGACAGGCUAAUAAUCCGGAACGGGAACGACAUUGAGGCUCCGCCCGUGUACGACUCAUACGAAGUGGAAUACCUGCCCAUCGAGGGUCUGGUCAGCAGCGAGAGGGGCUUCUUCAUCGAGCUGACCACCGACAGCAGCGGGGUGGCCGCUGGCAUGGCCCUGCGCUACGAGGCCUUUGAACCCGGGCACUGCUAUGAGCCAUUUGUCAAGUACGGGAACUUCACCACCAGCGACGCGACGUACGCCGUGGGCACCACCGUGGAGUUUGCCUGCGAGGCAGGAUACACCCUGGAGCAAGGCUCCGUCAUCAUCGAGUGUGUGGACCCCACCAACCCGCAGUGGAACGAGACAGAGCCGGCCUGCCGAGCCGUGUGCAGCGGGGAGAUCACGGACGCCGCUGGGGUGGUUUUGUCCCCCAACUGGCCGGAGCCCUAUGGGAAGGGCCAGGACUGCAUCUGGGGUCUCCACGUGGAGGAGGACAAGCGGAUCAUGCUGGACAUCCAAGUGUUACGCCUUGGCAAAGGAGACGCGCUGACUUUCUAUGACGGGGACGACUUGACGGCCCGGAUCCUGGGCCAAUAUUCCGGCCCCCACCGGCGGUUCAAGCUGUACACCUCCAUGGCUGACGUCACCAUCCAGUUUCAGUCGGAUCCGGGGAGCAGCGUCUUGGGCUAUCAGCACGGCUUCAUCAUCCACUUUGCAGAGGUUCCCCGGAACGACACCUGCCCUGAGCUCCCGGAGAUCCCCAACGGCUGGAAGACCAUGUCCCACCCGGAGCUGGUCCACGGCACCGUGGUCACGUACCACUGCUACCCCGGCUACGAGUUGGUGGGCACCGAACUCCUGAUGUGUCACUGGGACCUGAUGUGGAGCGGGGACCUGCCCUCCUGCCAGCAAGUGACCACCUGCCGCGACCCAGGAGAUGUGGACCACAGCCGGCGCAUGGUUUCCGAGAACAAGUUCCCCGUGGGCUCCACCGUCCAGUUCAUCUGCGACAAGGGAUACGCCCUGGCGGGCAGCGGCGAGAUCACCUGCCACGACCGGCAGGCCGGGGGUCCGAAGUGGAGCGACCGUCUCCCCAAGUGCAUUCCGGAGGUCUACGAGCCCUGCCACAACCCAGGCAGCCCCGACCAUGGGGCACAGAACCCCGAGAAAAGGCUCUACCAGGCCGGGGCGAGCCUGCGCUUCUCCUGUGCCAAGGGUUACGUGCUCCUGGGCGACGCCACCCUCCGCUGCGUGCCCGGCCACCCUUCCCAAUGGAGCGGCUCCCCUCCACUCUGCAAAGCGGCCUCCUACGAUGAGUUUUAUACCAAUCGCAACCUGGACGCCGUGGCCAAAGUGGCCCCCGCUGCAGACCCCCUGCAGGGCAGCAACGUGGCUUUCGCCAUCUUCCUGCCGGUGGCCGCUGUGGGACUCCUCCUCGGCGCUGUCUACCUGUACAUCUCCAGAAACCAAGGGAAGCCGUCACUGCAGCUGCCCCUAUCGGGGUCCCACCCCUACGAUCACAUCACGGUGGACUCAGCCUUCGACAACCCCACCUACGAGACUGGAGCGUUUUUCUCUCCAGGAGGUCCGGGAGUAUGAAGUCUCCAUCUAGGGCAGGCACCACUCUCGAGGGGAGAGCCGGAGGGGCGGGCCCUGCUCCCCGAACCACCACCGCGGCCGCCCUACAACGACCCACCCUCCCUUUGACGACUGACCGACUCCGUGGCUGGCUGACCCACACCCAGAAGGACUUGUAAAUACCUCCUGGCCUGCCCUACAGACAGACCCCCGAGGGAGAGGAACAUCAGGGUCCUGUGUGAGCUGGCGGCCGGCGUACUUUCUCUCUCUGUCCUUCCCCCUUCCCCGAUUCCAAGGCUUCCCGACCCUCAGAGCCUAGCGCUGGAACAGGGGCAAAAUCUAGGCUCCCGGCAGCAUGCUGCACCCCCAAACAUCCUGCCACCAACUAGCCUGCGCUGGAUACCAUCCCUUCCUCAACACCACAUUCUCGAACCUUCCUGCCUCAUUCUUAGCUACAACCAUGGUUUACUGGAGGGGGCUCCACAGCCACGGUUUACUGGAGGCAGCUCCACUACCAUAAUUUACUGGAGGUGGCUCCAUACCAUGGUUUACUGGAGGCAGCUCCACAGCCAUGGUUUACUGGAAGUGGCUCCACUGCCAUAGUUUAUUGGACGCGGCUCCAAUACCAUGGUUUACUAGAGGCGGCUCCACUGCCAUGGUUUACUAGAGGUGGCUCCACUACCAUAGUUUAUUGGAGGUGGCGCCACAGCCACGGUUUACUGGAGGUGGCUCCACAACCAUGGUUACUGGAGGCAGCUCCACAGCAAUGGUUUACUGGAAGUGGCUCCAUACCAUGGUUUACUGGAGGCAGCUCCACAGCAAUGGUUUACUGGAAGUGGCUCCACUACCAUGGUUUACUAGAGGGGCUCCACUGCCAUAGUUUUUUGUGUUUUUUUCCACUGCCAUAGUUUUCUGGAGAUGGUUCCAAAGCCACGGUUUACUGGAAGUGGCUCCACUACCAUGAUUUACUGGCGGCGGCUCCACUGCCAUAGUUUACUGGUGGUGGCUCCACUGCCAUAGUUUAUGGGAGGCGUUUCCACAGCCACAGUUUACUGGAGGCGGCUCCCACAACCACGGUUUACUGGAGGGGGCUCCACAUCCUUCGUUUACUGGAGGUGGCUCCAUGGCCAUUGAAGCCCUCACUUUGUUUGGAUGCCGAAAAUUCCAAACAAAUUCCACUGCCAUAGUUUACUGGAGGUGGCUCCACAGCCACGGUUUACUGGAAGUGGCUCCACUACCAUGAUUUACUGGCGGUGGCUCCACUGCCAUAGUUCACUGGAGGGGGCUCCACAGCCACGGUUUACUGGAAGUGGAUCCACUGCCAUAGUUUAUUGGAGAUGGUAUCACAUUCUUGGUUUACUGGAGGUGGCUCCAUGGCCAUUGAAGCCCUCAUUUUGUUCGGAUGCCGAAAAUUCCAAGCCUGGGCUCCAGAUGCAUCUCCUGCCUCCUCUUCACUUUCACCUCCACUGUGCUGGUCCCGGGGGGAAGGUUACCGUUGACGUAGUCAAAGUCCGGUCCUGGGUCACUAGCCUGGAAACAGUUCACAAGGAGCGGGGCGA
Messenger RNA from Podarcis muralis (Common wall lizard), 5335 nucleotides. RefSeq names its product seizure related 6 homolog (gene SEZ6). The record is from RefSeq and is a predicted model, not a curated record. NCBI's taxonomy places the organism in Eukaryota, Metazoa, Chordata, Lepidosauria, Squamata, Lacertidae.